Messenger RNA from Xiphophorus couchianus (Monterrey platyfish), 2855 nucleotides. RefSeq names its product activin A receptor like type 1 (gene acvrl1). Gene Ontology annotation, molecular function: transmembrane receptor protein serine/threonine kinase activity; ATP binding. Gene Ontology annotation, biological process: angiogenesis; transforming growth factor beta receptor signaling pathway; protein phosphorylation. Bases 645 to 2201 code for a protein of 518 amino acids. Gene Ontology annotation, cellular component: plasma membrane; BMP receptor complex. NCBI's taxonomy places the organism in Eukaryota, Metazoa, Chordata, Actinopteri, Cyprinodontiformes, Poeciliidae. The transcript has 11 exons. The record is from RefSeq and is a predicted model, not a curated record.
GUCCACAGGGGGAAAGGAAAAUGAGAGGUUUAGCAAGCAACAGGAAAACCGCUAAGAGAACACAUUCCAGGCGCGCAGAGUCUGGACGGAACAAUAAGGGGUGGGACGACAACUCUAUGCCUACAACUAUUUAAAAAUCUCUAAUCUCGCCUUUUAAUCGGGAACACGGACGGCGGCUGAAGAAUUCGUACUUAAUGGGAACCGCGCACCCUCCGCCGUCUCUUGUGAAGCCAGUCGAAGCGGAAGGAGUCUGGUCCGAAACCCCACGACGAUGUUCCUGUUGUGGGUUUUAUCAGCGCAGAUUUGGACCCAGAUGAGAUAGGUUUCAUUGAGGUCGAUGUGGACUCAGACAACCCGCUCUGAGGUCCUCUUCUCGCCUUCCCCCCCCCCCACACACUUUUGAAACACUACUUUCAUCUUUCCGUGUGUGUGCGCGCUGAAGUGACGCGGUUUUAAGUUUUAAACCGCUCUCCGGUUUACCAGAACAGUUUUUCUGUUUCCACGAAGCUGCGGCUGGUUUUUGUCGUCGAGGCAGCGGAGAGGAUGUUUACCUCCGGCGCUGGUUUAAACUCUUACUCGACCUGUUUGUGAUAUGGGCUACGCGUGGCGGCUCCAUCUGACAAGUUAAAAGAGGAGCAGAAAACAUGAUGGGAAGAUCUGUUCUGCUCACGGUUCUGUUAGCAGGAGUUUUUCUCUUGACUUCCACCAUUCAUGCAGAGAACCAGGAUGGCAGUGAAGAAGGGAAGCUGCUGUGCAAAUGCGAGAUCCCAAAGAACCCAAGCAUUUGCAGCAACGAGACGUGCAGAGGAAACUACUGUUUCUACUCCUGGGUGCUAAACAAGGACGCAGAAGCAGAAAGCUCUGUCACUGAGAUAUGGGGAUGUUUCCCAGAACAACACUUCAGAGAGCGGUGCUUUGGAUCCUUCCCCGGCUUUUUUGUCCAGUGCUGCCAGACGGACAAGUGCAACACCCUGAUCACACCGCCUCCAAAUAUUAAUGGGGAGCCGACAACAGUUCCUCCCCCAGAGUACCCACAUCCCAAACUGUGGAUUGCUGUGGCUCUGCUGCUGCUAUUCACGUCUGUAAGCGUGUGUGGUUUUCUGCUGUUUCUGCGAUUUCGACGUGCGCCCAGCAAACUGAAAGACCCCGAAGAUCACGGCCUCACGGUCAAAGUCCCCACCGGAAAUGACCCCACAUACGGUGAAAUUUUUGAUGAGUUUUGUACUUCAGGAAGUGGGACAGGCCUUCCAUAUCUGGUCCAAAGAACUAUGGCGAGACAAAUCUCUCUUGUUGAAUGUGUUGGUAAAGGCAGAUAUGGUGAGGUGUGGAGGGGCACAUGGAUGGGGGAGAGUGUGGCUGUCAAGAUUUUCUCCUCCAGGGACGAGCAGUCCUGGUUCAGAGAGACAGAGAUCUACAAUACAGUGCAGCUGCGCCAUGAGAAUAUCCUGGGUUUCAUUGCCUCGGACAUGACGUCCAAAAACUCCAGCACCCAGCUGUGGCUCGUCACUCACUUCCAUGAGCUGGGUUCGCUCUAUGACUUCCUGCAAUACAGCAGCCUGGAGCCAGAGAGCUGCUUGAGGAUGUGCCUCUCGGUGGCUUGUGGCCUGGUCCACCUCCACACUGAGAUAGUCAGCUCCCAGGAGAAGCCGGCAAUUGCCCACCGAGACCUCAAGAGCAGAAACAUCCUGGUGAAGAGGAACGGACAGUGCUGCAUUGCCGAUCUAGGCUUGGCUGUGAUGCACUCUCAGUCUCAUGACUACCUGGAUGUGGGCAACAACCCUCGUGUAGGGACAAAGCGCUACAUGGCCCCUGAAGUGCUGGAUGAGACGAUUCGUGUCGAUGUCUUUGAGUCUUACAAGCAAACAGACAUCUGGGCCCUUGGCUUGGUCUUCUGGGAAAUAACGCGCAGGACUGUCGUCAACGGGAUUGUUGAGGAGUAUCGACCGCCCUUCUUUGACUUGGUGCCCUCUGAUCCAAGCUUUGAGGAGAUGAAGAAGGUGGUGUGUGUGGACCAGCAGAAGCCCAGCCUGCACAACAGGCUCCACUCCCACCCAAUCCUAUCAGCCAUCGUCAAGAUCAUGAAGGAGUGUUGGUACCAGAACCCAACGGCCCGCCUCACAGCCUUGAGGGUGAAGAAAACUCUUUCCAAGCUGGACGUCGAAAGCGACUUCAGCAUAGAGAAACUCAAACGUGACAUCUAAGCGAAAACACCAAGAAAUAUCAUGGAAAACUACAAAAACCAACAGGAGGAAUGUUGAACAGCAUAGUCAUCAACUCUUCCCAAAACCGUAUGUUGGAAUUGCACAUUUAUAGCAGUUCUCCAAGCAAGGGGUCAUAAAGGGAACUUGUUUUUUUACUCACCACUACAAGACGGGAAAUCAUUGCCUUAUUACUCACACUUUUCUAAAGUGGGUUUUUCACAAAAACGUAGUCAUAGACAGCACAAAAGCUUGGCUUGUUUCACUAUGAUUUACAGGACACGUAAAAAGACAGAAGCUCUCACCAAAACAGUAUUGACUAUAAUGUAAAAAUGUUCAACUUAAGUUAAAGGAGCAUUUAUCACAGGUAGCAAAGACAGACUGAAAUAUUUAGUUGUACAUAUUCUACAAGCAUUGAACCUUGUAAGGGUUCAAUGGUUAUUUACAAUCUUGAUAUUAGUGUAAAUAUAUUUCAAGAGAUGUUAUUUUCUAUUUUAAAGCACAUUUUAUACACCUUUUUAUCCCAAUUUUUAAUUUGUUUGUUUAUUUAGACCUAAAAUGUACUACCAUAAUCACUAUGGUCAAGAAAGUAAAUCACAGAAUGAUAUUAAAUAUUGGAGAUCUUUAAUAAAGGUUUUGUAUUUUGCAAAUAAACCA